AUGAAUAGCGACAACUGCGUUAAUCGUCGUGGCGAUAAGACCGGCGUGUCGAGGUUCGUCUACACGCUUGAAGAACGGGAACUGCUCCGUAACCUAGUGGUGAGGCACAGAGCGGUUAUACAAAAUCGCCAAACUGAUAAUGUAUCGAAGCGCGCCAAGGACAGUGCCUGGGAGAAGCUGGCCGAAGAAUAUAACAGCCAACCAGGCAUUCGUCGCGUUACGGUGAUGCAGCUGCGGAAGCUGUGGGACAACGAAAAAUCGAAAUGGAAGAAGAAAGAUUCCGAAGAAAAGCGGGAUUUGUACGCAACAGAUAAUCCAGUUCAGGCACCACUGCCGGCUCAGGAAAGUGCUGUCUUGGCAGGUCCCAGUACCGUGCCGCUAUCGACGACUGAGACCACGCCACAUGUAGUGCCAACACCUGCUCGAGUGGAAGCUUCAGACGCUGCGGCUCUCAUUGACACACCUCAGCAACUGAGACCAGCACGAGGCCGCACAGCUGCGAUAGAGCGGGUGCUCGCACCUGAAGGAGCUGCCCGACUAAAGGUGAUUCAGAAAGAUGAGGAGCGCAAAGCAGAACUGCACUCUGUAGAGAUGCGCUUGCGUCGGCAGCAGCUCCUCCAGCAACGACAACGUCACAGGAUGGACGAACAACGGAAACAGGAACUGCACCAAAUCGAAGUGCAAUUGCGGCAACAGCAGCUGGAGCAGCAAAAGUGGCGCGAUGACAUGGAGCGCCAGAUGCUGUUUCUUGAAUUAGAGGCAAAGAAGCAGCAACUUACAUAA
This is a messenger RNA of Dermacentor andersoni, 783 nucleotides long. NCBI's taxonomy places the organism in Eukaryota, Metazoa, Arthropoda, Arachnida, Ixodida, Ixodidae. The record is from RefSeq and is a predicted model, not a curated record.